Rosa rugosa (rugosa rose) is the source of this 923-nucleotide messenger RNA. Its product is annotated as major strawberry allergen Fra a 1.08-like. Gene Ontology annotation, molecular function: abscisic acid binding; protein phosphatase inhibitor activity; signaling receptor activity. Gene Ontology annotation, biological process: abscisic acid-activated signaling pathway; defense response. Gene Ontology annotation, cellular component: cytoplasm; nucleus. The transcript is spliced from 4 exons. The coding region runs from base 354 to 869 and encodes 171 amino acids. Lineage: Eukaryota; Viridiplantae; Streptophyta; Magnoliopsida; Rosales; Rosaceae. The record is from RefSeq and is a predicted model, not a curated record.
CAUACAAAACCGUCACCCUCAUCUUACAUAAGAAGGAUCGGGUUACCCACAAAUCUGCCACUCUCCUAUUAGAAACAAACGAGAAAUGAGAGAAGAGGGAAAGGAGAAAGAGCUUGAGGAAAUUAUAGGAUAUGUGUGAAUCGGUAAGAUGGGCCAGAAAAGUAACGAUGAACCAGUUCUAGAUCGAUCUCUUACCGUUUUCUCACAGUCCCAUGAUUUCCUUUGGUUCCUCCUUUUCCCUCCUUUUCUAACUCUGCGUUUUCUUCAUCCGGUUAACUGAAACUACCGUUUUGGUUGCAGCUAGCUGUAACAGCACUUGCUCUGGAUCUGAGUUUAGCAAUUACUUGUUGUCCAUGGAGAAAACUAUCGAGGUUUGUUACUACACUGCCUGGAAUCAUAUGGAUCGGUACAGUUGUCCGGACAUCAAACCAGUAGCUAGGCUGUUCAAGGCCUUUGUUCUUGAUGCCGACAACCUCAUCCCUAAGAUUGCUCCCCAAGCAGUUAAGAGUGCCGAGAUUCUUGAAGGUGAUGGAGGAGUUGGAACCAUCAAGAAGAUCAACCUCGGUGAAGGAAGUGAAUACAGCUAUGUGAGGCAUCAGAUUGACGGAAUUGACAAAGAUAACUUUGUGUAUAAGUACAGCAUGAUCGAAGGAGAUGCUAUCUCAGACAAAAUUGAGAAGAUCUCCUACGAGACUAAGUUGGUGGCAUCUUCCGAUGGAGGCUCCGUCAUCAAGAGCACCAGCAACUACCACACCAAGGGUGACGUCGAGAUCAAGGAAGAGCAUGUAAAGGCUGGCAAAGAAAGGGCUGCUGGUUUGUUCAAGAUUAUUGAGAGCCACCUUUUGACCAAUCCUGAUGCCUACAACUAAAACAAUCAACUGCCCUCUUUUCUCUGUUAAUUCAACGUGGUGCAUGUAAAACAA